Messenger RNA from Cyclocybe aegerita, 2436 nucleotides. Lineage: Eukaryota; Fungi; Basidiomycota; Agaricomycetes; Agaricales; Hemipholiotaceae. The record is from the annotation of a GenBank genome assembly.
AUGAAACCGUCUGCAGUUGCGGUCGACUUUGGAUCCACAGAUCCAGACUCUGAUUUCGAGCAAGUUCCCUAUCCUUCCAACUACCCCUCCAACCACCACAACCACUACAGCCGCGAAGAAGAGCUGCCACUGCACUAUAUGUCCGAAGAGAAGGCGCGCAGGAGGGUCAAGGUACCGGCAGCCCCCGCUGGCAUUUCGGGCUAUGAGCCACAUUCGGAGGUGAAGGGGCAUUAUGGGGAGUACUACGACGACGAGGGCAAGGACGUGUACAACAAGGUUCGCCAACCGACAGCGCGCAUUGGCAGUGGUCGCCUUCCACAACCGCCUCAGCCGCCGCCCACAUCUCUCCGAGAAUUUUUCCUCCAAAACCUCGAACACCUCCCACCCAUCAUCUACACCCUUCUCUCCUGUUGGACGCGCUUCCACAAGAUUGGGGCAUCGAACAUCGUUGUCUGGGAUGAAGCCCACUUCGGCAAGUUCGGUUCACACUACCUCAAGCGCGAGUUCUACUUCGAUGUGCACCCGCCGCUCGGCAAGAUGCUCGUUGGUCUGGCGGGUCUGCUAGCAGGCUAUGACGGCUCGUUUGAAUUCAAGAGCGGGGAGACGUACCCGGAGAGUGUGCCAUAUGUUGCGAUGCGGGUGAUGCUGGCGACGUUUGGAGUGGGCAUGGUUCCUCUAGCGUGGUAUACGGCGGUUGAGUUGGGCAUGAGCCAGUGGGCGUGCCACCUUACGGCUAUGAUGGUCCUGCUUGACGUGGGCUGGUUAUGCAUAUCCCGUUUCAUUCUCCUCGAUUCGAUGCUUCUGUUCUUCACGUUCCUUACCGUUUUUUGUCUCACAAAAUUCCACAACCAGCAAUACCAGUCAUUUUCGAUUGAUUGGUGGCUAUGGCUGUUCUUAACUGGGGCGUCCAUUGGCGCGGUCACUAGCGUCAAGAUGAUUGGUCUGUUCGUCACGGCACUUGUUGGAAUUUACACUAUUGAAGAUCUUUGGGAGAAGUUCGGCGAUACGAAGAUGUCUUGGCGAGAUCAAGCUAGGCAUUGGGGUGCUCGAGUCGUUUGCCUCAUAAUCGUUCCCAUCCUCGUCUUCAUGGCUUCGUUCAAGAUCCAUUUCAUGGUUCUAAACCAUUCUGGUCCAGGCGACGCACAGAUGAGCUCGCUAUUCCAAGCCAAUCUUGUUGGCAAUGAUUUUUCCAAAAAUCCCCUCGACAUCGCUUAUGGCUCCAAACUCACGCUGAAAAAUAUGGGCUGGGGUGGCGGUCUCCUCCAUUCGCACGUCCAGACUUACCCCGUCGGCUCAAACCAGCAACAAGUAACUUGCUAUCACUACAAAGACAACAACAACGAGUGGACCGUCUUGCCACGAUGGGACGAGCCACCGUACAACCCGAACAGUGAGAUGCGCUUCCUCAAGCACGGUGACGUUAUCCGCCUGAGUCAUGCGCCGACCACGCGAAACCUGCACUCGCACACCGUUCAUGCACCUGUGACGAAGCUCAACUACGAAGUAUCGUGCUACGGCAAUGAGACGAUUGGCGACAGCCAUGACUAUUGGAAGGUCGAGGUCGUCGAUGAUAUCAAGCGCGGCGCUAAGGUGGACAGGAUACACUCGCUUACGACGCGUUUGAGGUUCAAGCAUAAUCACCUUGGAUGCUAUCUCAGGGCAGCAAACGCAAUUCUGCCGCAGUGGGGUUUCAAGCAAGUCGAGGUUAGCUGUGAUAAGGAGAACAACCCUAAGGAUAUUCAUACGUAUUGGAAUGUGGAGAGUCACUGGAAUGAUCGACUACCCGCCGGCGACACCAAGUUCUACCGCUCGCCCUUCCUCCGUGACUUCUGGCACCUCAAUGUCGCUAUGAUGACCUCCAACAACGCACUCAUUCCUGACCCUGACAAAGAGGACAUCCUCGCUUCCAAACCCUUCGACUGGCCCCUCCUCCACCUCGGGCUGAGGAUGUGUGGCUGGAAUGAUACGCAACUCAAGUACUACCUCAUGGGCACGCCGAUCAUCUGGUGGGGCAGCACGGUCAGUUUGGGCCUUGCACUCGUUACGCUGGGCUGGUAUGUCUUGAGGAAGCAGCGGAAGUAUCAAGAUAUGAACGAGAGGGAAUGGGAGCACUUCUUGUAUGUGGGCAAGGUUGCGCUGUUUGGGUGGAUUUUCCACUUCGUACCUUUCCUCAUCAUGGGUCGUGUAACAUACCUGCACCACUACCUUCCGACGCUGUACUUCGCGGUCCUCAUGCUCUCCCAUGUCCUCGACCACUACAUUUUCUCCUCGCGGAGGUUUACACAACAAACAAAAGCCAUCAUCUUCGGCGUCCUGGCUUUCGCUCUCAUUCUUUGCUUCUGGUGGUUCAAGGGAGUCGCGUUCGGCAUCAUGGGACCGGUCAACGAACACAAAGGAUUGGGAUGGCGCGAGUCAUGGAAUAUCUACAAUUCAUAG